UAUGAUCGACUGCAGUGAAGUAGUAAUAUGGCGAUCGUAAGUUGCAGCAGGUCGAACGUCAUAAUAUUACAAUGAGAAAACAAGACAUAUCGUGUGAAGUAAUAACCACGUAUUAAAGUUGAAAUUCGGCAAAAUGUUUUCUUAGCAAUGACACUGCCAAUAAACCAUUUUAAACGGCACUACAAAUUCCAAUGAGAUAUCUUUAAGAACCGACACGGAACAUAAUAAUGAAUUCCUUUAUAGAACUUGUUACAGAAUAUUCUUAGUACUGACGAAAGAACGAAGAAACAGUUUAUAAAUUCUUCGUUGAAUAGAGUUUCUUAGCAUAAGAAAAUACAUCUAUGAAACCUUUAUGGCCUAAUAUAUUAUACAUUAAAAGAAUUCUUAUUAUAAACUUUUAAUACUUUGUAUUAAAUCGAAGAAAUAAAAAUGAGCAGAAUAGAAAGCAGCUCAGAUAAUGGAAGUGGAUGGCAUGAAUGUGUCAAAUGGUUAACAAGAUGCGGAGCUUUGAGAGCAGAUCAUAAAGCAAAUUGGCCAGAGGCAACUGCAGUUGACUUAGCAUACACAUUGCGAGAUGGUGUAUUGCUAUGUAAUCUUCUAAAUACAGUGGACCCUGGUUGUAUAGAUAUGAAAGAUGUAAAUCAAAAACCACAAAUGGCACAAUUUUUAUGCUUAAGAAAUAUAAAAGUCUUUUUAUUAGCAUGUUCAACUACUUUUGGCUUAACUGAUUCUGAGCUUUUUGAACCUUCAAUGUUAUUUGAUUUAUCAGAUUUUCUUCGUGUAUUAUGUACCUUAUCAGCUUUAUCAAAUUGUCCUCGUUUAAGACGUAAGGGUAUACCUGGUUUUUCUGUAGGUCAUGGUAGAUCACAAGAGGAUAUUUAUAAGGAUUUACAAAGUGCUGGUGCAGGCCGUGAAGAUGAAGGUCGUCGCAGAAGAUUUAGAAGGCGGGAAGGAGAGGAGGCAGGUGGAGGAGGGGACAAUGAAGAUCCAGUUGGGGAGGAAGAUGGAUAUGGAGCAUACUGCAGCCAUGCUCAAAGUGAAGAAAUCUACCAGGACCUUUGUAGUCUACACUUGCCACCUCCUCCAUCUGUUGCACAGGAUGGUGCAAUCUCCGGAGGUGAAAAAAGGGAUUAUGUAAUUCAAGAACUCGUCGAAACUGAACGAAAUUAUUCAGAUGUUCUUAACAGUUUACUUAAACAUUUCGCUAGACCUCUUUCCUCAAUAUUGCUACCUGAAGAUUCCGCACGUAUUUUUUUUGGUAUAAAAGAACUGGCAGAAAUUCAUGCUGGUUUUUAUAGUCAACAUCGGAAAGCAAGAACCGGCGCUGCUUUAGCGCAGGUUUUUCUCGACUGGCGAGAAAAGUUCCUUAUUUAUGGCGACUAUUGCGCGAAUCUUACUCUUGCUCAAAAUACAUUGCAAGAAGUAUGUGCGCGUUAUGAAGUAGUUAAUCAACAAGUCAUUAGGUGUCAACAAAAAGCAAAUAAUGGAAAAUUUAAAUUGCGAGAUAUAUUGUCUGUUCCAAUGCAAAGAGUAUUGAAAUAUCACUUAUUACUCGAUAAAUUAGUAGAAGAAACUCCUUGUGAUUGGCAAGAAGAUAGGCGCCAGCUUGGAAAAGCUAGAGAAGUAAUGGUUGAUAUAGCACAAUAUAUUAAUGAAGUAAAGCGUGACUCGGACACGUUAGACAUUAUAAAAGAUAUUCAAGCAUCGAUAAUCGAUUGGGACGUUCCAGAAGAUGCACAAUUAAAAGAUUUUGGACGAUUACUUAGGGAUGGAGAGCUUAAGGUAAAAGCACAUGGUGAACAACGCGUAAAAGUCCGUUAUGCAUUUGUUUUCGAACAAGUAGUAUUAAUUUGUAAAGCAGGCAGAGGGGAGCAAUAUUGUUAUCGUGAAACCUUACGCCUCGAUGAUUAUCGAUUAGAAGAUCAUACUGGAAGACGAACAAUUGGCAGAGAUUCUCGAUGGACCUAUCAAUGGCUAUUAGUUCAUAAACAAGAAUAUACAGCGUACACUUUGUUUGCAAGAACAGAAGAACAAAAGCAAAUGUGGAUUAAAGCAUUGCAAGAUGCAAUGGAUAAUGUUAAUCCUGCCGCGUGCCGCAACACAAAUCAUAAAUUUAAACUUACAACAUUCGACACUCCACGUAGUUGUCAGCGAUGUGGCAAGUUUUUAAAAGGCCGAAUUUUUCAGGGAUAUCGAUGUGAGGUCUGUCGCCUUGCUGUACACAAACAAUGCAUUGCACAUUCAGGUCGAUGUGUGCCAGUACCACCCCCACCUCCGCCUCCACCACCUUUGCCAUGUGAAUCUAUUCUCUCGGUGAAAUUAUGGUUUGUGGGAGAAAUGGGACGUGAUACAGCGUCAAAUAUGUUAGAACCUCGUGAAGAUGGUACUUAUAUGUUGCGCGUACGACCUGCGGGACAACCGCGUUUAAAACAUGAAACCAAUUACGCACUUAGUAUCAAGGCAGACGGUGCGGUGAAACAUAUAAGGGUAUUUAAACGCGAUGUCGAUGGUGCCGAUGUAUAUUAUCUCAGUGAGUCUCGUUUCUUCAAAAGUGUUGUUGAACUAGUUGACUAUUACGAACGGGCAUCAUUAUCAGAAAACUUUCAAAAGUUAGAUCAAUGCUUAUUAUGGCCAUAUAGACGUGUAUUGGCUAAAGCAGUAUUUGAUUUUCGCGGAGGAGAACGUAAUCAAUUAAGUCUACGUCGAGGUUUUAGAGUUGUGGUAUUGAGCAAAGAAGGCGAUGCCAAAGGGUGGUGGAAGGGAAGAAUUGGAGAUCAAGUAGGAUUUUUUCCAAAGGAAUAUGUUGAAGAAGAAUAACCAUAAAUUAUAUUGCAUAGACAUUUUCUCCAUGCGAUAGCACGACGAUAAAAAAUGUUUUACAUAUUAAUCGCAUCAUCAUGCAAUUAUAAUAUUUUAUUAAAA
This is a messenger RNA of Eufriesea mexicana, 2922 nucleotides long. RefSeq names its product Vav guanine nucleotide exchange factor (gene Vav). Gene Ontology annotation, cellular component: cytoplasm. The transcript has 9 exons. Lineage: Eukaryota; Metazoa; Arthropoda; Insecta; Hymenoptera; Apidae. Gene Ontology annotation, molecular function: guanyl-nucleotide exchange factor activity; protein binding. The record is from RefSeq and is a predicted model, not a curated record. The coding region runs from base 430 to 2817 and encodes 795 amino acids. Gene Ontology annotation, biological process: regulation of GTPase activity; cell migration.